Messenger RNA from Nematolebias whitei (Rio pearlfish), 2868 nucleotides. RefSeq names its product transducin-like enhancer protein 4. Gene Ontology annotation, cellular component: transcription regulator complex; nucleus. The record is from RefSeq and is a predicted model, not a curated record. Lineage: Eukaryota; Metazoa; Chordata; Actinopteri; Cyprinodontiformes; Rivulidae. Gene Ontology annotation, biological process: negative regulation of canonical Wnt signaling pathway; regulation of DNA-templated transcription. The coding region runs from base 71 to 2395 and encodes 774 amino acids. Gene Ontology annotation, molecular function: protein binding; transcription corepressor activity. The transcript has 20 exons.
UUUACGCACGGAGAGAAACUAAAACGCGCUCACGCAUUUUGGUUUUGGUGUGGAUAAGCUUUCCUAAAGAAUGAUUCGAGAUCUGAGCAAGAUGUACCCUCCGGCGCGGCAUCCGGUGCCGCACCAGCCGGGUCAGCCCUUCAAGUUCACCGUCACCGAGUCCUGCGAACGCAUCAAGGAGGAGUUCCAGUUCCUGCAGGCUCAGUACCACAGCUUGAAGCUGGAAUGUGAAAAACUGGCCAGUGAGAAAACGGAGAUGCAGAGACACUACGUGAUGUACUACGAAAUGUCAUACGGGCUGAAUAUAGAGAUGCACAAACAGGCGGAGAUUGUCAAACGGCUGAACGCAAUCUGCGCCCAAGUCAUCCCUUUCCUCUCUCAAGAGCAUCAGCAGCAGGUGGUGCAGGCGGUGGAGAGAGCCAAGCAGGUCACCAUGGCUGAGCUCAACGCCAUUAUAGGACAGCAGCAGCUCCAGGCUCAGCACCUCUCCCACGGUCACGCCAUUCCAGUCCCGCUCACCCCGCAUCCAGCAGGCCUUCAGCCCCCUCUGCCCCCCGGAGCCAGUACUGCCAGCCUGCUGGCUCUGUCCUCCGCACUGAGCCACCAGCUGCCACUCAAAGAUGAUCGGAAACACCACGAAAACAACAGCGAGCACGCCAGAGACAGAGACUCAGUUAAGAGUUCAUCUGUGUCUCCGACUGCCAGUUUUCGAACCGGAGAAAAGCACCGGAGUUCAAGCGAUUUUUCAUCUGACAGCAAGAAGCAGAAGACGGAUGACAAGGAGCUGACCUCCACACGUUAUGAGAGUGAUGGAGAGAAGAGUGAUGAUAAUUUGGUCGUGGAUGUUUCCAAUGAGGAUCCUGCAUCCCCUCGAGGAAGUCCUGCCCACUCUCCACGGGAAAACGGAUUGGACAAAAGUCGUUUGUUGAAGAAAGACGCACCCCUGAGUCCUUCCUCCAUCGCCUCCUCCAGCAGCACACCGUCAUCCAAAUCCAAAGAGAUUAAUCUGAUCCAGAAUGAAAAAUCCACCACUCCCGUGUCCAAAUCAAGUACCCCAACGUCACGCUCUGAGGUCCCCACGCCCAGCAGCACCUCCACCCCUGGCCUGAGACCUACACCAAGCAAACCUACAGGAGCUGAGAUGCUGGCUUCUGGCCUUCGCACACCUCUUGCACUGCCGUGCUCGUACCCGGGUCCGUUUGGAAUGGUUCCCCACCCAGGUAUGAACGGAGAGCUGGGUGGAGCUGGAGCAGCAUAUACUGGCCUGCAUAACAUCUCCCCGCAGAUGAGCGCAGUAGCUGCUGCUGCCGUGGCAGCCUACGGACGCACGCAAGUGGUGGGAUUUGAUCCACACCACCACAUUCGUGUCCCAGGCCUUCCUCCCAACCUGUCGGGAAUUCCAGGUGGAAAGCCAGCUUACUCCUUUCAUGUGAGCGCUGAUGGACAAAUGCAACCUGUGCCUUUUCCUCCUGAUGCAUUGAUCGGCCCUGGCAUCCCACGCCAUGCUCGACAGAUCAAUACUCUGAGCCACGGAGAGGUGGUGUGCGCCGUUACCAUCAGUAACCCGACUCGUCAUGUUUACACUGGGGGCAAAGGCUGUGUGAAGGUGUGGGACAUCAGUCACCCAGGCAACAAAACCCCUGUUUCCCAACUGGACUGCCUUAACAGGGAUAACUACAUUCGUUCAUGUCGGCUGCUCCCGGAUGGUCGAACGCUCAUUGUUGGUGGCGAGGCGAGCACCUUGUCAAUUUGGGAUUUGGCGACACCAACUCCUCGGAUCAAAGCAGAACUUACUUCAUCAGCGCCAGCGUGUUAUGCUCUGGCCAUCAGCCCUGAUUCCAAAGUUUGCUUUUCCUGCUGCUCUGAUGGAAACAUAGCUGUCUGGGAUCUUCACAACCAGACGUUGGUCAGGCAGUUCCAGGGCCACACCGACGGGGCCAGCUGUAUAGACAUCUCCAAUGAUGGAACCAAGCUGUGGACUGGAGGCCUGGAUAACACUGUCCGCUCCUGGGAUCUGAGAGAGGGAAGACAGCUGCAACAGCAUGAUUUUACCUCCCAGAUCUUCUCCCUGGGUUAUUGCCCAACGGGUGAGUGGCUGGCGGUGGGGAUGGAGAACAGUAACGUGGAGGUUCUGCAUGUCACCAAACCUGACAAGUACCAGCUCCACCUGCAUGAAAGCUGUGUGCUGUCUCUCCGAUUUGCUCAUUGUGGAAAAUGGUUUGUGAGCACAGGAAAAGACAAUCUGCUCAACGCAUGGAGAACCCCAUAUGGAGCCAGCAUUUUUCAGUCAAAGGAGUCAUCCUCAGUGUUGAGCUGCGACAUCUCCAUAGAUGAUAAGUACAUUGUGACGGGCUCAGGGGACAAAAAAGCAACUGUCUAUGAAGUCAUCUACUAGAGAAGCUGCAAUCCAAUGUCCUCUUUGCAUCCGGGUGUGAAGUAUCCAUCAUCUGUGUACAAAUUUAAAUGUGUAUAAAAUUCAAGCAGAACAAACCAAACCCUUUCUUGGACCACGAUUGUUUAACUUCCUGGUCGUAGCUGGUUGUGGAUCAAAACGAACAAGUGGAACUAAGCACAGAGAUUAUUUUUCUUUUCUGUUAAUUGAGUUUAAGUGAUGUUUGGUUGUUUUGAGGAUAAACAAACGUCCAUGUGCACUGAGUUUGGCGUGACCAAAUAACAUUCCUUUAUGUAACAUUUCACACAAGCCUUUGCUAUACUUUUUUUUUUCAACAAACAGCUGUGAAACAAGUGUCUUUGUUUAUGUAUACAGUAUUUAUCUAUAUACUUUGUACAUAUUUGGCUUUAAACUUUAAGUGAGCUUGGUGCCUAAUCCCAGUUUUCUCUAAAAAAAAAAAAAAAAAAAAAAAAAAA